This is a messenger RNA of Aureobasidium pullulans EXF-150, 3213 nucleotides long. RefSeq lists its product as uncharacterized. NCBI's taxonomy places the organism in Eukaryota, Fungi, Ascomycota, Dothideomycetes, Dothideales, Saccotheciaceae. Gene Ontology annotation, cellular component: fungal-type cell wall. The transcript is spliced from 4 exons. The record is from RefSeq and is a predicted model, not a curated record. Bases 1 to 3213 code for a protein of 1070 amino acids. Gene Ontology annotation, biological process: trehalose catabolic process. Gene Ontology annotation, molecular function: alpha,alpha-trehalase activity; carbohydrate binding.
AUGGCUAGUAUACGGCUCGUACUACCUGGCCUGCUGGCGCUCCUGCCAUAUUGCUCGGCUCAAUAUACCGACUUCUCGAUCCCAUCAACAUAUACCAGUUGGGACAAUGAAGCCUGGGAAUUGAGCACGAGCAGUUUGAUACAGGGCCAAUACCAGUCUCGUGCACCAAUGGGCAAUGGAUACAUUGGCUGCGCUCUUGCAGCUGCUGGACCUUUCUUUGAGGCGGACGUCAAUUUAACAAAUCCAGAUGGCGGAAACCUGCCCAUCAAUGGCUGGCCUCUGGACAAUCCCAGACAAACCUUCUGCACUGUGUCCGGGUUCUUCAACUCUCAGAAAAAUACUAGUAGAACCAACUUUGCUGAGCUACUCGAGAAGGGUGGAGAAAGUGUUAUUGCCGGCAUUCCGAAUUGGCCAAACCUCAUUCUCCAAGUGGAUGGUGCUACCCUGAAUGCAUCGGUGGACAGUUCUACCAUUUCCGACUUCAAAUCCACCAGAUCUCUGAAGGAUGGACUCCAGACGUGGAACUACACUUGGACACCGAGCCCAAACACCAGCUUGUCCGUCUCUUAUGAAAUGUUCAUGGACAGAUCUCAGCCCAAUGUCGCCGCUGUACGACUAUCGGUAACAUCUUCGUCAUCUGUCAAUGCCACCGUUACAGACUUGAUUGAUGGGAGAGGCGCUGUUCGAUCUGAUCCCCACGCCACGGGCGCGCUGGACAACUCGAGCACAAUAUACUCUGCGGUAUCACCGCAUUGGCUAGGAAAUAUCACUGCAUGGAUCUUCUCGACCGUGGAUCUGGACCUUUCGGCCCGGUUGAAUGCUUCUGACAGCUUUUACCUACCGACAAAUGAUAGCACAUACGGACAAUCUUGGAGCAUCGCCCUAAACGCCGGCUCUGCUGUAACCGUCUCGAAGUACAUUGGUAUCGCCUCAUCCGAUGGCUUCAGCGACCCUGAGUCUAUUGCUCGAGACGCAUCCUUGGAAGCUUCCGAAGCCGGCUUCGAUGAACUGUUCAGGGGCAGCUCCCAAGCAUGGGCCGAUAUACUUACUGACGACAUGGUUGAUGAUUAUACUCUUCCCGAUGGCUCGCUUCCAGAUGACCAGAAUGUGAUCGACAUGCAGAUCAUCUCGAAAGCCAAUGCUCAUUAUCUCCUUCAGAACUUGCUUCCUGAAGACGGAUCCGAUUUGAACCACUGGUCUAUCAGCGUUGGAGGACUGGGUUCUGACUCUUAUGCCGGACUUGUCUUUUGGGACGCAGAUGUGUUCAUGUCGCCUGGCAUUGCCGUCUCACACCCCAAGUAUGCGGCUCAGAUCCCCAAGUACCGUGUGAUGCUGGCACCGCAAGCGGCGAUCAACGCUCAAGAAAAUGACUUCUCAAGCGAGGCUAUAAUUUAUCCUUGGACCAGCGGGCGUUUUGGCAACUGCACCGGCACUGGACCUUGCGUUGAUUACCAGUAUCACUUGAACAGUGAUAUCUUCCUGAAUAACCUGCUUUACUGGAGAGUCACUGGAGAUGACAGCUGGUUUAAAAGUCAAACUAUUCCAGUCAAUGAUGCAAUUGUGCAGAUGUUCUCCGAGUUAGUCGAAUACAACCAGACUGUCGGCGGCUACUCGAUCUCCAAUCUUACUGAUCCAGAUGAAUACGCAAACCAGGUCCCUGACGGUGCUUUCACGCUGGCUUCAAUUGCCAAAAUUAUCGAGUGGGCUCAGGGUUACUCGGAAGAGUUCUCGCUAGACGUCGAAGCAAACUGGUCGUCAAUCGCAGGAAAUGUGGCUUUGCCUUUUGCACCGUCAGGUUUGUUGACCGAGUUCCGCGGUGCAAACAACACAGCAGUCAUCAAGCAAGACGAUGUUGAUUUGAUCAACUAUCCUCUGGAUUACAGCUCCGAAAACUAUACCAGGGAAGACAAGCUCGCCUCGCUCGACUACUAUGCUGUAAAGCAGUCCCCUGAUGGACCUGCAAUGACGUACAGUCUCUACUCGAUAUCGGCUAACGCGCUCUCUCCAUCCGGCUGUUCCUCGUUCACAUACGCAUUGAACGGAUUCAAAGCAUAUGCGCGUGCGCCUUGGUACCAGUUCUCGGAACAGCAGGUCGAUAACUUCACCACCAACGGAGGCACGAACCCAGCGUUCCCUUUCAUGACUGGAGCUGGUGGCUGGCAUCAGGUCGGACCUAUGGGCUGGCUCGGCGCUCGAGUCGUGGAAGAGCAACUUAUCCUUCAGCCAGCUCUACCGCCUCAGAUCCCUUAUGUCAGUCUCCGCACGGUAAUCUUCGGCGGAGCAGGCAUCAAGGCAACGAUGAAUCAUACACACACAAACCUGACUCGCAUGGAUGUGUCCACUUACUUGCCUCCUAACAGCACCGACAUCUAUGGUAACCAGUCAAUGCCAAUUACCAUCGGAUUUUCGCUACAAGACGGUCGUAAUAUCAGCAUAGCACUUGGCGAAACAGUGACGGUUGACAAUCGCGUCUACUUCGACAAUCUUACAGCGGCAGGAAACCUCGUUCAGUGCUUGCCAGUGUCUUCAGAAGGAGAAUAUCAGCCAGGUCAAUUCCCCCUCGCAGCAGUUGACGGAGCAGCCAGCACUCGUUGGCAGCCCAGCAGCCCCGAACCUGCAUCUUUGACAAUCGACAUGCAGGAUGUAGAGUACCAGCCAUUGACUGGUGUAUCAUUUGACUGGGGCAGAAGGCCGGCCACAGGAGCUCGCGUUUUGGUGUACAACUCCACGAGCGGAUCCAACUCCAGUUCGACAGAGAUCCACACGGCAGCGUUCUCGGACAUCGAAAUCUCAAUGCCUUAUGAUGCUGCUACCAAUGAUGUUGUUCAGGAGUACCAAGGCAACAUGUCUUACUUCACUUUCUCGACUCCCAUCUGGUCAGGACAGUACAUCACGCUCGAAAUCAGUGGUUGUCAGGCGACAGGAGAUGAGUUUGGCGCCACGGUAGCCGAGUUCAACCUCUUCGGCGCUAAUGGUACCAGCGUGGUCGGAAGUGGUACUUCUAACGGAACGCUGUCGAAUGCGACCACAGCCACGGUUACACCUAGCUCAACAAGGGGAGCAGUGAGCUCGCUAGCAACAGCAUCCAUCACAGCCACGAGAACACCAAGCUCACCAUCCUUGAUGGCAUCGAAUACUGGCUUCAAGACUGUGAGCAGUCCAGAGGCCUGGUCGUUGUUCAUGGGCAUGGUGGUUGCGAUGGUCCUGCUCUGA